AUGGAAGUUGAAGAAUCUUUAAUUAAAAAGUUCCAUCAUCUGCUAAAACGAGUUUUUACAGAAAAUUGCAGCCUUGAUGAUGAAGAGGUCACCGAAGAAGAAUUAGUUACAUUAGAGAAACUCCGGCCAAUAGAAGUCUAUGAAAACUUUAAAGCAACCGUUCUGAAUUUAUUAGACUUUAAGCAGAAAGUCAGAAAAUCUGAAAUAUCUGAUCUGUUAUUAGAAAAUGAAAAGCUGGAACUUUUAUUACAAAAAUCAGAAGCAGAAAUCAGGACUCAUUUCAGCAAUGAAAAUCAGCUUAAAAUCUAUAUAGAAAUCUACCAAGGAAAAAUUGAAGACCUAGAAAAACAAAUGAAUGAAUACAUAAAAAGCAUAAAAGAGCAAGAAAAAAACCUAAAAGACAAAGAAUCACAAAUCAGGCACUUAAAAAAAAAGAGCAGGCUCAGUAUGAAUGAAAACGAGCUAGAUUUUAAAUUAAGAUCAAUAGAAGACCAAUUUAAAGAAGAAAUUUAUAAGACAGUUGAGCAGCACAAUAAAGAUAGCCAGGAAGAUUUUGACACAAAUAAGCCAGAAUUCAAAACUUUUGACUGGAGAAAACAGAGAAAGCUGGAUUUAAAGCAGAAAAUAACAGUAGAAGAGUCAGUCAAAGCAAAACCGAUUCUUGAUGAUAAAAAUAAAGAUAACGGGAAAACAAAAAUCAUGCUAUUUAAAGAUGAAGAAAAAUCACAAGGGAGAAAUUCUGCUAGCAAAGCUGAUGUAAAAUUGAUUGACGUGAAAAGAAAUUUCCAAGCUAAAAGGGACAAUAAAGAUGUAUUAUUUUGUCUAUAAAUACGAAAUAAAAAUUACUAGUAUUUGGUAUAUGAGACUCAUAGAGAGCUGUAUAAAUAGGAGAUCUGCAUCAAGCUUAUUUGAAAUUCUCAAAAAAUCAAGCUGCUCCAACACCUCCCCCAGAAAAGACAAAAAAAAAGACAUCAGCAGCAAAAAGAAACUUUACAAUAUUGGGCACAUAAGAAGCAGCUCAGACCUGCUGAGAUCUGAGUCAUUAGCUAAAAAGCUGUAUCACGCCAACAAAUUAACAGACCGUUAA
Molecule: messenger RNA, 1087 nt
Organism: Blepharisma stoltei
Lineage: Eukaryota; Ciliophora; Heterotrichea; Heterotrichida; Blepharismidae
Source: the annotation of a GenBank genome assembly